AUGUGUCAUAAUAUCAUUGAUGGGAGAUUCCACCUCGAGUGCCAGCACUUCAUACCCAUGCACACUCGUAUGCAAGACUGUCUCCGACCCAACUGUCUUUUCAGUCGGAGACACGCACAUCCAGUUGGUUGCCGGUCACCAUCAUGUGUGAGGAUGAUGACCACGCCACAACGCAACCCCAUCCGCAUGAGCGAGACGAAGUGCGCGGAUUGUGUCAUGCGCGAAAGAACAGGCGCGAUGAGCUGUACAUGA
Messenger RNA from Postia placenta MAD-698-R-SB12, 252 nucleotides. RefSeq lists its product as hypothetical. The coding region runs from base 1 to 252 and encodes 83 amino acids. The record is from RefSeq and is a predicted model, not a curated record. The transcript is spliced from 3 exons. Lineage: Eukaryota; Fungi; Basidiomycota; Agaricomycetes; Polyporales; Adustoporiaceae.